Mustela lutreola (European mink) is the source of this 1436-nucleotide messenger RNA. RefSeq names its product N-acetylglucosamine kinase (gene NAGK). Gene Ontology annotation, molecular function: N-acetylglucosamine kinase activity. The record is from RefSeq and is a predicted model, not a curated record. Lineage: Eukaryota; Metazoa; Chordata; Mammalia; Carnivora; Mustelidae. The transcript is spliced from 10 exons. Bases 96 to 1244 code for a protein of 382 amino acids.
CUGCCCCGCCCCGCACGUGACCAGCAAGCCGGCAGGGCCGGGAGUAGGGGAGAGGAGCAAAGUGCGGCAACUUGGGCGGCGGCAGCAGCUAGGGCAUGGCGGCUCUCUACGGCGGCGUGGAGGGGGGAGGCUCACGGUCCAAGGUCCUUUUACUCUCAGAGGACGGGCAGAUUGUGGCAGAAGCAGAUGGACUCAGCACAAAUCACUGGCUAAUCGGGAUAGACAAGUGUGUGGAGAGGAUCAACGAGAUGGUGAACAGGGCCAAACUGGAAGCAGGGCUGGAUCCUCUGGUCCCUCUACGAAGCCUGGGCUUGUCCCUGAGCGGUGGGGAGCAGGAGGACGCACUGAGGGUCCUGACAGAGGAGCUGAAGAACCGAUUUCCCCACCUGAGCGACAGCUACUUAAUUACCACAGACGCCGCGGGCUCCAUCGCCACAGCGACGGAGGCUGGUGGGAUCGUGCUCAUCUCUGGGACAGGUUCCAACUGCAGGCUCAUCAACCCCGAUGGCUCGGAGAGUGGCUGUGGUGGCUGGGGCCACAUGAUGGGGGACGAGGGCUCAGGUCUGAGUUUCCUGGUCUGUGGACUCAGGGAGAUCGUCCCAUCUUCGCCCUCUCUGCCCUCCACAGCCUACUGGAUUGCACACCAAGCAGUGAAAAUAGUGUUUGACUCUAUCGACAACUUGGAGGUGGCUCCUCAUGACAUUGGCUUCAUGAAAUACAUCAUGUUUGACUAUUUCCAGGUGUCAGACCGGCUAGGAAUCCUCACCCACCUGUAUAGGGACUUUGAUAAAUGCCGAUUUGCUGGGUUUUGCCAGAAAAUUGCAGAAGGUACUGGAGGGGUACUCACCAGCUCCCUUCCCCCCAAUCCCGCCCCAGGUGCUCGGGAGGGGGACGCCCUCUCCCAGUUUAUCUUCAGGAAGGCUGGGGAGAUGCUCGGCAGACACGUGGUGGCAGUGUUGCCUGAGAUCGACCCGGUCUUGUUUCAGGGGGAGAUGGGCCUACCCAUCCUGUGUGUGGGCUCUGUGUGGAAGAGCUGGGAGCUGCUGAAGAAAGGUUUCCUUCUGGCGCUGACCCAGGGCCGAGAGACCCAGGCUCAGAACUCCUUCUCUGGCUUCACCCUACUGAAGCUGCGACAUUCCUCUGCCCUGGGUGGGGCCAGCCUCGGGGCCAGGCACAUCGGACAUCGCCUCCCCAUGGACUAUGCUGCCAACACUGUUGCCUUCUACUUCCACACCUUCUCCUAGGGGGCUGGCCCUGGCUCCACCCCGCCUAGCACCAUGUGCUGCCCAAGAGGAAGCUUUGGGCUUGUCGUGACUCAUUAAACCAGACAAGCCUAGCACUGUGGACACUGGGUGCUGGAAAGGAGGCUUUUUUUUUCUUUUUUUUAAAAAACAAACACAUAUAAAAGAAAAUAAAUGCACUUUAUCCACUCCCCA